AACUGGCGGAAGUGACGGCAUCAGUUGUGCGUCAGGCGUUCGGUCGGGUCGAGUCCGGUAGCGGUGGCGGGUAUCUGCUGGCGGUUUGGCUAGGUUUCUGCGGUCGCGUCGUUUUCUCCGCAGUGCCCAGCGUAUUUUUCAGCAGCAUCACGAUUUCAUGGUGUGUAAAGAUAACCCGGAAUAUUGACAGCGUUGUCAAGGAGAUAAUGCAGAGGAUGCUCUAGGGAGAAUUUGAGUACCGAAGAAAGUGAGAAUCAUGGACCAGAACAACAGCCUUCCACCUUAUGCUCAGGGCUUGGCCUCCCCACAGAGCGCCAUGACUCCUGGAAUCCCCAUCUUUAGUCCCAUGAUGCCUUACGGCACAGGCCUCACUCCCCAGCCUGUUCAGAACACCAACAGUCUGUCUAUUCUGGAAGAGCAACAAAGGCAGCAGCAGCAGCAGCAGCAACAACAACAACAGCAGCAGGCAGUAGCAACUGCAGCAGCCUCAGUACAGCAGUCAACAUCUCAGCAGCCCACACAGGGGGCCUCAGGCCAGACCCCACAACUCUUCCAUUCUCAAACCCUGACCACCGCACCAUUGCCAGGCACCACCCCCUUGUACCCGUCACCAAUGACUCCUAUGACCCCUAUCACUCCUGCCACACCAGCCUCUGAGAGCUCUGGGAUUGUACCACAGCUUCAAAAUAUUGUAUCUACCGUGAAUCUUGGCUGUAAACUUGACCUAAAGACCAUUGCACUUCGUGCCAGAAAUGCUGAAUAUAAUCCCAAGCGGUUUGCUGCUGUCAUCAUGAGAAUAAGAGAGCCACGAACAACUGCGCUGAUUUUCAGUUCUGGGAAAAUGGUGUGCACAGGAGCCAAGAGUGAAGAACAAUCCAGACUAGCAGCAAGAAAAUACGCUAGAGUUGUGCAGAAGUUGGGCUUUCCAGCUAAGUUCUUAGACUUCAAGAUCCAGAACAUGGUGGGAAGCUGUGAUGUGAAGUUCCCCAUAAGGCUGGAAGGCCUGGUGCUGACCCACCAGCAGUUCAGUAGCUAUGAGCCAGAAUUAUUUCCUGGAUUAAUCUACAGAAUGAUCAAACCCAGAAUUGUUCUCCUUAUUUUUGUUUCUGGAAAAGUUGUAUUAACAGGUGCUAAAGUUAGAGCAGAGAUUUAUGAAGCAUUUGAAAACAUCUACCCCAUCUUAAAGGGAUUCCGGAAGACCACAUAGUUGUCUGCCGUGUGCUCCCACCUCCCCUACCCACGUGCUUUUAAAACCAGUCAGUUUUGGUACCACUGAUGGUACAGUUGUGAGGACACUCAGUCACAGGUGGCAGCAUGAAGUGACACUGUGUGUCCUGCCUGCUGCAGGAUCCUGGAAAGGUCCCUCCUCUGCACUGAGAUCACCCUGCAGCAUUUCUGUGAGUUGCUUGCUCUGUGCUGCUACUUGGGCGGCACUGCCCAUUUAUUUAUAUUUAGAUUUUAAACACUGCUGUUGGUGAUUAUUGGUUUAAGGGACAGAACCUUUAAGUGUUCAAGCCACCUGUACAAUUGGACUUUUCAUUUUAACCUUUCCCACACACACCAGUUUUUAUAUUUCUACCAGAAAAGUAAAAAUCUUUUUUAAAAGUGUUGUUUUUCUAGUUUGUAACUCUUAGGAGUUAUUUUUGUGCCAGAUACAUUCCGCCUUCCCAGUAUUGCAGGACUGAAUAGUUGUAUUAAUCAAAACAAAUGGCUGUACAUACUUUUUUCUUUCUUCAGAGUACUCUGCACAAAAAUGCAGCUUGUAAAUUGUUAGAUUUUUGUUAUAAAUACCUUGUAAGUCAUGUGAUCAUACUGUCAAAGAAAUUUAUUUUAGAUAUAAUGCCUGAGACCAUUGUUUUGCUUGCUUGUCUGAUUUUUGGUUUAUUUGGUUAACAUUUAUUGUCUGUUGCAGUGAGAAUGGACAUGUUCUUGAUUUAUGAUCCCAUUGAACACCCUCGUUUCCUAGAUUGUCCAAUGUCUGGGAUUUUUACCAAAUUAGUUGUUUUGUUUCUUUUUCAGCCUUUGCCAAAGCCUUGCCCAAGGUCCCAUAGCCAGUAAGAGACAUGGGUAUGUGAGUUAGUAAUUCAAGUAUAGACGUUGGUGCCCUUUCCACAGAUAGCUAUUUCUUUGGUAUAUUUGUUGUGGAUGUUACCUCUUGAAAUAUCAGGUGGACAUUUAUAAAGCCUUGGGUUAUUUUGGA
This is a messenger RNA of Apodemus sylvaticus (European woodmouse), 2200 nucleotides long. It is a transcript of the gene Tbp, whose product is annotated as TATA-box binding protein. The coding region runs from base 257 to 1207 and encodes 316 amino acids. Gene Ontology annotation, biological process: DNA-templated transcription initiation. The record is from RefSeq and is a predicted model, not a curated record. Gene Ontology annotation, molecular function: RNA polymerase II general transcription initiation factor activity; DNA binding. Lineage: Eukaryota; Metazoa; Chordata; Mammalia; Rodentia; Muridae. The transcript has 8 exons.